AUCAGAAGAACGUAGUAGUUCCUCUCCCUUCCUAUCUCAUUUCAUUCGCCCCCACCCCCACCGUGGGUCCUCCGCACUUGGCUAGAAUCACCGGCUGAGCGCCGCCGCAGCUCCUGCGCCUGAGCUCUCCCCAGCUCCUCUGCUCCGCCGCGCAAUUCGACUGUGGGCCCACACAAGAUCUUCCUCCACCGCCACCCCCACUCCAGAUCCGUCCGGAUAGGUCCGCCAGCAACGUUCGCCUUUGCGACUUGCGAGGAUUAUCUACACACAUCUCUUGUGGAACUGGAACUGCAAGUAGAGUGGGUCUAAGCUCCUAAUGCGAAUAUGAGUGUGCUUGAGUUGAGGUCAAUUUGUUCGAAAUUCUAGGGCUUUUCACUUAACUUUGUAGGAGAUGAAUGCUGGUUAGGGUUUUUGUUUCUUCAUGGAAUAAUUAGUUGGUAAGUUCUGAUAUCAGUUCUGUUUUACAUUCAAUCAAAAAGAAAGAAAAAGAAUGGAAGGGCAUUUGUCUCAAGGAGGUAUGAUUCCUGGUGGAACUUCUUCUUCUUCCUAUGGAAUUGGGGGUCUUGAUUUGCAAGGAUCAAUGAGGUCUCAUCAUCACCAACAUCAUCAUCAGGGACAACACCCACAUUCCAUACACCCGCACCAGUGCCCAUCUUCCUCCGUCCACGAGAUCGGAUCAUUACAUAAUUGCGAUCACGCCAUCUCCUUGGCUGAUUACAAUAAGGGUGCAGAGAGGAGCAAGAACUCAGCCACUGCCAGUGAGGAGGACGAGCCGAGCUUCACUGAAGAAGGUGUUGAUGGUCACAACGAAGUCAAUAGAGGGAAGCCGUGGCAGCGCGUCAAGUGGACCGACAAGAUGGUCAAGCUUUUGAUCACCGCCGUGUCUUAUAUAGGGGAGGACGCAGGCUCAGAUUGUGGUGCUGGUGGAGGAAGGCGGAAAUUUGCGAUUUUGCAGAAAAAGGGAAAGUGGAAAUCUGUUUCCAAGGUCAUGGCUGAAAGGGGUUACCAUGUUUCACCCCAGCAGUGUGAGGAUAAAUUUAAUGACCUUAACAAAAGAUAUAAGAGGCUUAAUGAUAUGCUCGGGAGGGGCACUUCUUGCCAAGUCGUCGAGAACCCUGCUCUCUUGGAUGUGAUAGAUUAUCUAACUGAGAAAGAAAAGGAUGAUGUUCGGAAAAUAUUAAGCUCAAAGCACCUGUUCUAUGAAGAGAUGUGUUCUUAUCAUAACGGGAAUCGCUUGCAUCUGCCUCAUGAUCUGGCGUUGCAGCGUUCUCUACAAUUGGCUCUUAGAAGCAGAGACGAUCAUGAUAAUGAGGAGUUGAGAAAAGUACACCAAGAUGAUGACCUUGAUGAAGAUGACCCGGACGCGGAAACUGAUGAUCAUGACCGCGACGACUUGGAGGACAAUAAUAUUAACGCAUCUUCACAUGGGGACAGGGGAAUGUAUGGGAUAUUAGUGGAACCUGGAAAGAGGUUCAGGCAGAGUCAGGGCGGUGAAGAUGUUGGUUUUGGGAGUUCUUUGAGUGUUCAGGACUGUAACAAAAGUUGUUAUUCCCAACCACAAGUGCAACAACUCGGUCAAACUGAUAUGAACCACGCCCCACCUGAUGGCACAAGGGUGGCGUGGCUGCAGAAGCAGUGGAUUGAAUCUCGCUCGCUGCAAUUGGAAGAAAGGAAGCUACAAAUUCAAGUUGAGAUGCUGGAAUUAGAGAGGCAACGCUUGAAAUGGCAAAGAUUCACUAAGAAAAGAGACCGUGAGUUGGAAAAGCUAAGGAUGGAAAAUGUGAGGAUGAAGCUCGAAAAUGAGCGCAUGGCAUUGGAACUAAAGAGAGAGGAAAUAGGUGCGAGCUUUAGUUAAAAUGACUUUGCCCGUCUGACCGCAGGGUUACAUGCUUUUUUGGUUUUGUUUUAUUUCGUCUCUUUUAGUAUUAUUUUAUGUAUCUUUUUUUUUUUUAUAUAUAUAUAAAAAAAAGUGAGUUCAAUCAAACGGCGUCACUCGUUUCAGUUUGAACAAAACAACGCAUCAGAAAGUAAGUGGGAGAACCUUUGUGAAAUGACAACUCUGGCUGGUUUAAA
Molecule: messenger RNA, 2073 nt
Organism: Morus notabilis
Lineage: Eukaryota; Viridiplantae; Streptophyta; Magnoliopsida; Rosales; Moraceae
Exons: 2
Coding region: 491-1855 (454 amino acids)
Source: RefSeq, a predicted model, not a curated record